AUAUGAAUGAUUAAUAUCUGAGGGAGGGAGGGAAGGGCAGGCACCUCUACUAUCACUCUCUGAUUUUUGAAGGACGCCUCACGACCAAUAUAUACAUACAUCGCAUUGCAUUCAACCUUUACCCUACCUAGAUCUAUUUCCAUUUCUUCACUAGGGUUUGUUGUUGAUUUCCAAGAACACCAGACCCUAGCUCAUUUCUAUUUUGUUUUUGUUUUUCCUCCCAAACAAGGGGAUUUUUCGCUCGGAAAUUAAUUAUCAGGCAUGGGAAUAUUAAUAAUGGACGGCGGAUUACAAGUUUCUGAUGAAUUGUUGGGGACAUUUGCUCCCAUAGUUUUGUACUGGGUGUAUUCAGGGAUCUAUAUGAUGCUGGGAUCAAUGGAGAGUUACAGGCUGCAUUCCAGGAAGGAUGAAGAUGAGAAGAAUUUGGUGCCUAAAAAAGAUGUGGUUAUAGGGGUCCUCCUUCAGCAGGCUGUUCAAGCUAUUGUUGCCACCAUCCUCUUUGCGGUUUCUUCCAAAUGUUUGAAGCAUUCAUAAGCAUUUUGACAGUAUGGCUGGUGGGAAUCAAUCCUCAUAAAGUUGUUGCUAGACAUUUUUCACAAGACUUGGUUGGAUGUUGAGCUUAUCAAGAGUCUUCUGGAAGCUAACCUCGUGUGCCAACCCGGUUACUGGAAGCGACUGUGAAUCUGCAGAAGCUCAGCAGAUUUCCCUUGUUGUUCUUGGUAGACAAUUCUUUGUUGCGAUGAUGGUACUGGAUACCUGGCAGUAUUUCAUGCACCGGUAUAUGCACCACAACAAGUUCUUGUACAGGCAUGUCCAUUCACAACAUCACAGGCUCGUCGUUCCAUAUGCUUUUGGAGCCCUGUACAACCAUCCCUUGGAGGGCGUGCUUCUUGACACAGUUGGUGGAGCUUUGGCUUUCCUCGUCUCAGGAAUGUCGCCUCGAGCUUCUAUCUUCUUCUUCUCCUUUGCCACAAUGAAAACAGUCGAUGAUCACUGUGGGCUAUGGCUGCCGGGAAACCCUUUCCAGCUCUUCUUUAAAAACAACUCAGCAUAUCAUGAUAUUCAUCAUCAGCUCUAUGGCACCAAGUAUAACUAUUCACAGCCUUUCUUUGUGAUGUGGGAUAGGAUUCUUGGUACUUACCUGCCUUAUAAAAUUGAGAAGAAAAUGGAAGGGGGUCUUCAAGCACGGCCUGUUAAAGAUUGCAAAGAAAAUUAGCAAAUAUCAUUGCCUGCAAGAAAGCAUGUAUUAGUAUGGGUUUGGUUUAUGUUACCAAAUUCUGUGCUCCAGCGGAUUUGUGAUUUGUAUAUACCUAGAUAUCAUUUUGUUUGUGGUAUAUUGUUGUAUAAUUUUCUCUUCUUGGAUAGAAAUGCUUGAGAGAGAGAAUGAAAGUGGAAGCUUUUUCUUAGA
Molecule: messenger RNA, 1408 nt
Organism: Sesamum indicum (sesame)
Lineage: Eukaryota; Viridiplantae; Streptophyta; Magnoliopsida; Lamiales; Pedaliaceae
Source: RefSeq, a predicted model, not a curated record